This is a messenger RNA of Myxocyprinus asiaticus (Chinese sucker), 5691 nucleotides long. RefSeq names its product pleckstrin homology domain-containing family A member 6-like. The coding region runs from base 414 to 3785 and encodes 1123 amino acids. NCBI's taxonomy places the organism in Eukaryota, Metazoa, Chordata, Actinopteri, Cypriniformes, Catostomidae. The record is from RefSeq and is a predicted model, not a curated record. The transcript is spliced from 27 exons.
AGUCGGGUUGCCUCCAUAUGAAAGACUGUUGCUUUUCUUUGCUGUCUGAUGCUAUCAACUGAUUCAUUAUUUUGUAUUGUAAAUAUCAUUAUUUUAUCAUUGUUGUUGUUUUGUGGGCAUAUCAAGAAUAUUCAAUAUAUCAACUGUCAAGAAGCGAGGAGCUUUUAGCCGUUGCCAGCCACCCCCCUUCAUACCACACCACGCUUCAGAAACGGAGCACACUAACGGGAAGAGGAGAGGGAGGCAGUGAAGGGAGCGCAACGUGAAAACUGAACAGAGAGGAUUCUCUGCAACAAAAUCUCCCAGCAAGUCAAAAUGACCCUAACGGAACAGCUGAACUCCAGCAAGUGAUCCAGACCCACCUGGAAGAGAACGGACAGAUCCAGAAAGCCUUGCUGAGCUCAGAUUCGGAAAUGAACGGCAAAGCGGGUGGCAGGGGGCCCUUGAGCAAAGCCAACGAAGCACACAGCAACGGAAACAACCUCAGCAUGGUUUCUGAGAUGCCCCUGGAUGCCAAGAACCACACACGGGGUAUGUGCACACCCAAGAGAACUGCCACAUUUGGGAAGCGCUCCAACUCCAUGCGACGCAACCCCAAUGCUGAGGUGACCCGGCAGGGCUGGCUCCACAAACAGGCAAGCAGUGGUGUGAAAAAGUGGAACAAGCGCUGGUUCGUGUUGACCGAUAGAUGCCUUUUCUACUAUAAAGACGAGAAAGAAGAAGGGGUUUUGGGCAGUCUUCCUCUCCUCAGCUUUAAGAUCGGACCAGUCCUGCCAUCAGACAACAUCAGCCGCAAAUUUGCCUUUAAGGUGUGGUGUGAAAAAGAGGACAAGGAGGAGGAGGACGAGGACAGUGAGGAUUUUAAGGGCAGUAUUGCGUUCUGUUUGCAGGCGGAGCACGCAGGCACACGUACAUACUACUUCAGUGCAGACAGCCAGAAAGAGCAGGAGGAGUGGAUCCAAGCCAUGCAUGAAGCUGCCAGGGUCCACAUCCCAUCCACACCUAGAAAUAAAUCUGACCCCAUCCAUAUAGCAGACCAAAGCGACAUAGUAGCCAAGAGACUCGAACCCAACUCUCACACAGAGAACAAUGGCCAGAGGCCAGACCCCCACGAGCCUGUCAAACACAAGCUUAAUGGGGUAGAGACAAGAAACACUGCACCCCGCACCCCAGUGACCCCAGUUACCCCUAAUAUAGAGGGCAGGAUGGGAGAGAAAGGGGGAAUGGCACCCCAUCACCCCAAUGGAUGGGGUAACUAUGGUCCUCCCAACGGUUCGCGGUCCCAGGAGAACGUGAGGGAUGUACGGGAGCCGCAUGAGCAUCAUGAGAACGUAGUGAUGCGAAGGGGUUUUGUGCCCAGGACGGCACCAGAGAGACUUGCCCAGAGGAAGAGCUCAAUGACUCAGCUGCAGCAGUGGGUGAACCAGCGCAGAGCCAUGGGACCUCAGGAUGACCUGUGCAGUCCAUCCAGGUACUACACAGUAAACCGCGGUAUGUCACCGGACUACUAUGGCAUUUACGGCGGGCCUCCGUAUGUGGAGGAAUAUCACCUCUACCCACCCGGUGUCCGUCCUGAGAGCAUCUGCUCGAUGUCGGCUGCGUAUGACCGGCCGUCCCCUCGCUGGACUGUGGAGGACAGAAGGCGUUCAUUGCGAGACGGACCCCUGUAUGGCCAGCCUCGAGACCCUCAGUGGAUGAUGGGACCCCAGGGCCCUCAUCCUGCCUACUUUCCCCAACUGGACUCAGCUCAGAACUCAAUGAGACUGCUUUCUAUACAGCCACGGUCACGGUCGGUUCCCCGCUCGCCUUCCUCCUCGUCAGGAGGACCAUAUUCUCCACACAGCUUCGCCUCACCUGCUCGAUCACCCAGCGUCAGGUUUGAUCGGGGGCCCAGCCGACUCAGAGAAGAGGGCAUAUACGCUGAUCCCUCAGUCUACGGCCUGCGCAGGUCACUCAGCUCACCUAAGUAUGAUUUCCCUGGAGAUCGCCGCUCCUUCAGCCACGGAAUGUACCAUUAUAACUACCCAGCAUCCCCCUCUCUCCAUAGUAAAAUGGAGGACAUAUUAGACCUGCAGCUUCAGAGGAACCUGGAGUACCUAGAUCAGCAGGUUCCUCUGUUCCAUGAUAUGUACGCUGACCUACAUCCCACACUGAAGCUUAAUGAGAUCGAGACCAGUAAACUGCUGGGUCGUCUGUGUGAGCAGAAUCGACUUCUUAAAGAGCAGGAGGCUGUAGUUCAUCGUUUGCGAAUGGAAAAGGACAGCCUAGAGGGGGUGCUGGUAGCCACACAUCAGGAGAUGGAGCUGUAUAGGAACCAGCCGCUGGCAAUGGAGAAACUUCAGAUGAAAAAAGAGAGUCUACAAAACAAGCUUAUUAACAUCAGGGGAGAGCUGUCACAGGCCUCUAGUACCCUGACCACCACCCGAAUGGAGUUUGAGGCUUUGGAGGAUGAGGUGAACGCCAUCCAUGGUGACCUGUGGGAGCAGCUGAAUGCUGGAGGGCAGAGUGAGCUGGUACACAGGCACAUUCAGAAGGAGUUUUGGAGGGUUCAGGAUGUUUUGGAGGGGCUGCACAAAAACAACCCAUCCCGUGGCACGGACACGGCCAAGCACAGAGUAGCCAGUGGAGCAUCUGGCUCAUUCAGCACAAACAGUUCUGCAAGCCCAUUGAGUUCAGUGAGUCUAACAAGUCCUCUCAGCCCCUUCUCUUCUGUCCCUGGCUCUCAGGCCUCACCCACUAAACAGCUUGCCACAGAGGAGGUUGGCCCUCCGCGACCUCCACUUCCUAAAUCUUACCAGCCCCUGGAGUCCUCCCAGUCCUUUCCCCCCUCCGUCUCUCCCCUGCCUUUAGACAGCAAUGCCUGGCUGCGCAGCAUGGGCCCACAUUCAGGCAUCCACCAGGAAGUCUACAAGGACGACGCAGAAUUCCACAGCAGAAAGCACAACUACAACUCGCAGGGAGAAAAGACCUGCGACCUUGAAACUGAGCAGGACAGGCAAUCCAACCAGAAUAAACUUGGAAUCGUUUCACCCAGGACCAAGUCUCCAUCAGAAUACAAGAGUAAUUCUGAUGGUGUACAACGAAGAAAUGGGAAAGUGUCCAAUGGUCACAUUUCAAGAGAGAGGCCAAAGAGUGCUGUGUUCCCCGCAGAGGUGAAGUCUAAAAUGAGUGUGGAGGAACAGAAUGAGAGGAUACGAAGGAACCAGAGCAGUUCUGUAAGAGACAAAAGGCGCAGCCUUCACCUUUCCAGCAGCCAGCACAUUGACAGCUUCAAAACCUCCACCAACUACAGAGUGGUGCGGAGGAGAGUGACGGCGGAUGAGGUGGAUAUUAAGGGUUUGGAGGCAGCAGUGAGGGGAGAAGGUGUGGAAUCACCAAGGCAGGAAAUCGCUCGCUUGCGACGACAAGUGGAGCCUGAACAAUAUGACCUGGACAUCAGCAAAGAGUUGUCCAACCCAGAAAAAGUCCUGAUCCCUGAGCGAUAUUUAGAAGUUGAGCCCAGUACACCACUCAGCCCUGAAGAGAUGCGGGAAAAACAAAAGAAAGUGGAGAGAAUCAAGACGCUUAUUGCCAAAUCAAACUUGCAGAAUGUGGUGCCGGUGCUGGAUGGGCCAGUGGAGGGACCCAGUAACCCAGGGCAGCAGCUUCAGGAGCAGGAGAAGCGGAUUGAAAUUUCCUGCGCGCUGGCCGCUGAGGCCUCCCGCCGUAGCCGCCUGCUCUCCGCCCAGUGUGUCACCAGUCCCCCCUGCCUCCCUAACCAGCCUGGUCCCUCCCCCUUCUGCUGAUCACUCCGACUCCUCCCACAUCAUGAAGGUGUAAAGCUCAAGCUCUUGCAGCUGUCAAAUUUGAUGGUGAACCCUUCUGAGUGUCCAGCGGAUAAAGACGAGUGGAAAAGAAAACCAACAAAAUAUGUUGUGCCUCCACCAAACAUUGUAUUUCUUUCGAUUUACUUAACACCAUGCAGAGAAAUAUUACAGCAUGUUUGGAGUGGAGUCUGUGGAGGGCUGUUCAUGAGUGAGGUUAUCUGCCUCUCUAUCUCCAUGCACUUCUCAUCUGAGGCCUUCCCAAAAAGUGUAACCCAUGGCAGUGCUACAGUACAUAAUUCUAUCAAUCAACUGUUUUGACUUGGAAACAGAGGAUGGCAGUCACAUUACAAAAGCUCGAAAACUAGCCAGGAAGUGAAACAUGUUUACAGAUUCAUAUCUGCUCUUGGUCACAUUACAGUGACUAUAAACAGCAAAUUCAUAUUACAAAUGCAGGGUACUGCUGCUCAGGGUGGAUUCUGCAGACACAAGUGUGUUUGGGACAGGAAAGGGUGUGUACAGAAGACCAGGAAAGACCAAGAUAUGACUGGAGGAAAAUAGCCAUGGUAAAGGAAAUUGUAGUUUUCGACCAUAAAUCCAGACCAAGGUCUACAGCAAAGUUGUCAAGCUCAGUUUAUCUGCAAGUCAUUACUAGAGUGAUUUGGAAGAACUGGUGUGGUAGUUACACACUUGACACAAUCAGCCAUUGUGGAUUUAUCUUGGGAUGAUGUAAGCGAGCCCAAUGGGAUGUAGCUUGGAACAAACACAAACAGUUGAUGCAUCCUUCACUGUCUUGAUCCAAAGGACCUUGAAGAAGUAGGUGAAGGAGCUCUUGGCAUUGGACAUCUCCACUUCAUCACUACAGUAGGGGAGUUAAGGCCAGACUCACUGAUACUCGUCCUGGCCUCGUAAUUUCCCAUGCUCCUUUGUUCCUCUCUCCUCUCUAUAGGGCUUGAGAUCCCUCUUCCUUGCCCAUCGAGUACAACCAGUCAGCAUUUCAGUCUCUCAAACCAUUGUUAGGCCUUUAAUUUCAGUGUAUAUCUAUGAAGAAAUCAUAUAUAUAUAUAUAUAUAUAUAUAUAUAUAUAUAUAUAUAUAUAUAUAUAUAUAUAUAUAUAUAUAUGUCAUAUGACUAUUACUUUAAUCUUUGCAUCAAAGCCAUGUGGACUCAUCGUAGUGCUUUUACUGCUAGGACAGUAGUUACCAAAUAAUGGUACCUAAAUACUUGUGAGUGUGUGACAGAAUCUCAUAUGGUAGAUUUCAGAGAACAGAAAAUUGGAAGUGUCCUUAGAGGUGUAAGUCUGCUUGUUGAAACACAAUGUGUGUUGAUGCGGGGCCAGCAACUUGCAUUACAGACUGUAUAUAUUCUGACAUUAAAUGAUGUAACCUGUUUUCCCCAACAGAAUAUAAAGCCCUUAUUUGUGGAUCAUUGUGCCAUUUGGAGAUUCAAUUGGCUAUGUUUUUUUCUGCUGUGGCACACUGUUUAGGGUAAAUAUAGAUAGUCUUGACAUGGAAUUAAAUGGAACAAUAUUUUGGAUUAUUUUUCUAUCAAUAGUAAUACCUUUUACCUCUGUCCGUAAAGUAAAGAACAAUUUGCCAAACCAUAUAAAUCUCUUGUUUUGUACUUUGACUGAAGUCCUAAUCAGAGAGUCUACAGUAUCUGUGAUAUUUUCCCAUACCGAAACCUCUGAAAUGCCAUGCAAGUUGUUAGCCCAUACUGUGCUUUCUGCUUGUUUUUUUUUUUUUUUUUUUUUUUUUAGUAAACUCAGUUUGUCUUCGGUCUAACUCUUAACUAAUCACUAGCCUCUGUUUGUAUAUAAAAUUCAAUUUUGUGAGAAUUUGUUUGACAGAACUGUUUUUUUUUUUUUGUUUUUUUUUUAUUUUUUAUU